AUGGAAACAAAAAUAAUCUACUUCACGGUGAACGGGAGACCGGAGCAGGCGGAGUUCCCGGUCGACUGUCCGGCUCAGGACGUCAAAGAUCUGUUCCGCUCUGCCGCCGAGGCCGGACCCCAUGACAUCCUGAAACUGUAUAACCCUAAAGGCAACAUCAUCAACAUUUCCCCGAGCCUUGAACCCAACAGCCCCAACCUGUGCUACAAGCUGGAGGUGGUGGCUGCCGACUGUAACAGUGAGCUGUUAGGUGCCGAGCUUGCUGGUGCACUAGGAUUUGACCUGUCAUCCAUGGAAAAAAGACUGCAGGGCCUGGAGAAGAAAAUCCUCAUCGAGGCUGGUGAGACGCCUGCAGUUGUGUAUGAGAUGAAGAAGCAGGUGGAUUCAUUCAGAGAGAAACUGGAGAGUGUGGAGCAUCUAAGCUGGCUGGGGCUGUUCAAAGAUCUCUCGGAGGGAACCCACAAGCCCUCACCGUUCUACCACAAAAGGACGCUGCGUAAAACCAGGGAAGAGUGUGAACAUGUGCGGGAAAAGUUCCUGCAAAUGAGCUCUUUGGAGGUAUCUGAGGAAGUGAGGCAGUACCUGAAGACGCCAACCUUUGAUAACUGGCAGUGGGAGGAUGCAGAGAUUAUGGUGCUCCUGCAAGUCAUGUACACAGAUUUAGACUUUAUACCAACCUUCAACAUCGAGCCCGAAGUCUUGCAGCAGUUUCUGUUCGAAAUCUAUCGCAGAUACAACAACAUCCCUUUCCACAACUUUAAACACUGCUUCUGUGUGACCCAGAUGAUGUAUGGUUUGAUCUGGCUGACUGACCUGAGGAGUAAGAUGGACAGCAUUGACCUGCUGAUUAUGCUGACCUCUGCAGUCUGCCACGACCUCGACCACAUGGGAUACAACAAUGCCUAUCAGAUAAACGCUCGGACUGAACUCGCUCUGCGCUACAAUGACAUCUCUCCUCUGGAGAACCACCACUGUGCUGUAGCUUUCGAGAUACUGGAGAGGACAGAGAGCAACAUCUUCAGGAAUCUGUCCACGGAUCAGUACAAACGGAUACGAGAGGGGAUCAUCAAAUGCAUUCUGGCCACCGACAUGUCGAGACACAAUGAGGUUCUCAACAAGUUCAAGUCCAUCCUUCCGGUUUUUGACUUCACCAACAAGGACCACAGAGACGUGCUAAUGACGAUCCUGAUCAAAGUGAGCGACAUAUCCAACGAGGCCCGGCCCAUGGAGGUGGCUGAGCCCUGGCUGGACUGUCUUUUACAGGAAUUCUUCAACCAGAGUGAUGUGGAGAAGUUGGAGGGCCUUCCCGUUACCCCCUUUAUGGACCGGGACAAAGUUACCAAACCGUCGUCUCAAACAGGCUUCAUCAGAUUUGUUCUUCUGCCUCUCUUCAUCGAGCUGGCCAACCUCUUCCCCUGCCUGGAGCAACACAUUAUCGAUCCCGUCCGGAAAGCUCUCGACUACUACACAGAGAUGGAGAAAGCUCUGGAGACGGAGCAGCAGAACCGGGCUCAGAGCGAGAACGCAGCCAAGAGCAAGGAGGCAGCGGGAGGCCGACAAGACAGCCAGACGGACGCCGGGCCAGACACCUCGGAAACAGAGUCACAGUGA
Messenger RNA from Neolamprologus brichardi, 1611 nucleotides. Its product is annotated as high affinity cGMP-specific 3',5'-cyclic phosphodiesterase 9A. Gene Ontology annotation, biological process: signal transduction. Lineage: Eukaryota; Metazoa; Chordata; Actinopteri; Cichliformes; Cichlidae. Gene Ontology annotation, molecular function: 3',5'-cyclic-nucleotide phosphodiesterase activity. The record is from RefSeq and is a predicted model, not a curated record.